AUGGUGCAGAGGGCUUCAAUGGCCUCCAGGCGCAUUGUUCUUGGCCUUUGCAGCAGGCCAAGUGCAAGCCGCAGCCCCCUAAUUCGCAUCGAGCCUGUCCGACAAUAUGCUUCAACCAGCCUCGGCCAAGCUGGUACCACAGAGGCGCCAAUGCAAUAUUCGCCUGCGACGAAACCCCCGAGCGUACGACCAGCAGAGACGAGGAAAAGCCAGAUGAUCCGAACAUACACAUCUCUUCUGCGCACGACACCCUUGAUCCUCUUCUUUCAGCACAGCAACUUAACAGCUAUCGAAUGGGCUGCUGUGCGGAGGGAGCUCAAAAAGGCCGUAUCAGCAGUUCCCUCUACAAUCAUCGGACCAGGUGGACAACCGAUUGACAUCAGCAACAGCGUGCAACUGCAGGUUUUGAGGACAAAUAUGUUCGACGUCGCCCUCAAGAUUGUCGAAUUUCACAACCCAGAAGCCGCUGCCGCCCUGGGGACCACAGCGCGCACAGCCAGAGGCCCCAUUGUCCAUGAUUUAUCAGAGGCGGCAUACCAGGCUAUACGCAAGGCUGAUGUCACUCCCGAAUCAGCCUACAGCCAAAUAGAGCUGCUCAUGGUUGGUCCUGUCGCGGCCCUUGUUAUACCCGCAGUGUCGCCCACACAUCUCGCUGCCGCCCUCAGCAUCCUAUCACCAGUCCCCGGUAGCUUCCCGGCGCCGACGAGAAAGAAAAACCCGGGCUUUCAUGACCCCGUUUGUCAGAACGGCCUGGCAAAGCUGACCUUGGUUGGUGGACGCAUCGAGGGUAAGGUCUUUGACCAGGCUGGCGUUAACUGGGUUGGAAGCAUCCCUGGCGGCCUUGAGGGGCUCCGUUCCCAGCUGGUGCAUGUCCUACAGAGCGCAGGCCUAGGAAUCACAAAUGCGCUGCAGGGCAGCAGCAAAAACCUGUGGCUGGCUCUGGAGGGCAGAAAAGAGCAGCUGAACGGGGAAUAG
Molecule: messenger RNA, 975 nt
Organism: Cordyceps fumosorosea ARSEF 2679
Lineage: Eukaryota; Fungi; Ascomycota; Sordariomycetes; Hypocreales; Cordycipitaceae
Exons: 1
Coding region: 1-975 (324 amino acids)
Biological process (GO): translation
Cellular component (GO): mitochondrial large ribosomal subunit
Molecular function (GO): structural constituent of ribosome
Source: RefSeq, a predicted model, not a curated record